Molecule: messenger RNA, 1076 nt
Organism: Fukomys damarensis (Damara mole-rat)
Lineage: Eukaryota; Metazoa; Chordata; Mammalia; Rodentia; Bathyergidae
Gene: Rnf212
Product: ring finger protein 212
Exons: 12
Coding region: 82-942 (286 amino acids)
Biological process (GO): reciprocal meiotic recombination; protein sumoylation; homologous chromosome pairing at meiosis
Cellular component (GO): synaptonemal complex
Molecular function (GO): SUMO transferase activity
Source: RefSeq, a predicted model, not a curated record
CAGGCGCAAAAAUCCGUAGUGAGCAGGCGCCGAGCUGCCUGACGCGAGUUCGGCCUCUGUGUCCUGGCGGACGCUCCCGGUAUGGCCAGCUGGGUGUUCUGCAACCGCUGUUUCCAACCACCCCACAGGAAGUCGUCCUUUAGCCUGACCAGCUGUGGGCAUGUGUACUGUGACGCCUGCCUCUGCAAAGGUAGAAAGGAUGAAUGCAUGAUUUGUAAAGUUCCUUGUCGUACAGUUUUACUCACAAAACAUACUGACUCCAGCAUCCAGGCGUUCUUCAUGGGCAUAGACAGCUUGUGCAAGAAGUACUCACAGGACACCGCCCAGAUUUCAGAGUUCCAAGACAAGCACAGGAAGAGGCUGCUCACCUUCUAUCGAGAAAAGAUCUCACAGCUGGAAGAGUCACUCAGGAAGUCGGUGCUGCAGUUGGAACGGCUGCAGAGUAUGAAAUCAUCACAACAUACAGCUUUCAGCACCAUAAAGAAUUCAGUUUCAACAAAGCCGGACGGGUAUGUGUGGCUGCCACCUAACACAUCAGCCCCUGACAGGGUGGAGUCAAUGGAGAUUGACCUUACUCCUUCCCCAGUGAGGAAACCUGAGGUUGCGGUGGGCCCUGUGAGAAUCUCCGUGAUUAGUCCGCCUCAGGAUGGGCGCAUGGGCUGUGUCUCCUCCUGGGGCCCUCAGCAUCCAGGCCUGACACUUGGCCCAACACCCAGCCAGGCGAACACCGUGAAGGCUCUCAGGGUGCCACCACUGCAGGUGCACUACAAGCUUCCGUCACCAGCUCUGGCGUCCCAGCUGCCUGGCAGAGCCGGAAGAGGGGCCUCCCCGAGACCUGGGAGCACCCAGGAGGGGCCCCGGCCGCCCAUCAGCAUCCCAGCACUGCUGCAGAGGCACAGCACAGGGCCGACUCCCUUCUGGGACCCAGCACAGGGCAGGUGAGCCAUCCCUGUGCUGCACCUCCCACCAAAGCUGUCUUCCCCCAGCCCGGUGGCUCGAGCUCCUCUGUGAAGAAUGUGGCUGUUGCUCCGGCGGAGAUCAUUAAGUAGUGUGACAGAAUAAAGCACUCUGGCUGU